Didymosphaeria variabile is the source of this 1416-nucleotide messenger RNA. RefSeq lists its product as uncharacterized. NCBI's taxonomy places the organism in Eukaryota, Fungi, Ascomycota, Dothideomycetes, Pleosporales, Didymosphaeriaceae. Bases 1 to 1416 code for a protein of 471 amino acids. The record is from RefSeq and is a predicted model, not a curated record. Gene Ontology annotation, molecular function: oxidoreductase activity. The transcript has 2 exons.
AUGCCACACCUGUCACUCGGCAACCCUAAUCCACUGGAAGUCGACGUUGCAGUGGUAGGGGCGGGUCUAUCCGGCCUUUCCGCUGCAAGAAAACUACUUGACGCCGGAAAGACCGUCACCAUUUUCGAAGCCAGAGACCGCGUCGGAGGCCGUGUCUUAAACCGAAAGCUCAAGAAUGGAGGCGUGACGGAGCUAGGCGCUGCUUUCGUUGGUCCUACCCAAGAUAACGUGCUUGCCCUGGCAUCAGAACUGGGCCUCGCAAUAUUCAAAGAAUACAAUUCUGGAACCAACCUUGCGUACUUCGGUGAUCGAAGAGUAGAAUUUCCCAGUGCAAGCACUGUUCCUCCUUUGGAUGAGGUGACUACUACCGAGAUUGGUACGCUUAUCUUUGAGCUCGAUUCGCUUGCUGCAACGAUCGAUGUUGAGCAUCCCUGGAAUCACCCAAACGCUACUCGCUUGGACUCGGUGACCCUCAGAGAUGCGGCUCACAGCAUCGUUACAACCAAUGAUGGAAGAGACGUGUUCGACUUAGCCGUCGAGACAAUAUGGUCAGCAGAAUCCGACCAACUCUCCUAUUUGUAUGCAUUGGCCUACAUUGCUGGAGCCGGCAACGAGACUACCCUCGGUACUUUCGAAAGACUCAUAUCAGUCAACGGAGGUGGGCAAGAAAGCCGCAUCGAGGGUGGUACUGGCCUCCUUCCCAAUGGUCUUGCGGACAAACUUGGCAGGGACGGGAUCCUCUUCAACAAUACAGUCCAAUCAAUCUCAAGGCAGGCUUCAGGCAAAUACUUGAUCAAGGGUUCCAGAAAGUCAGUUACAGCCAGCCAAGUCAUCGUAGCCAUGUCACCGCCACUUGCUGGACGCAUCACAUACUCGCCUCCUGUGUCUGCAAAACGCGCCCAGCUCAUGCGGCGCAUGUUCAUGGGCUCUAUCGGGAAGGCGAACGCAAUCUACACAUCUCCAUUCUGGCGUGAGACUGGAUUCACGGGCCAGGUCAUCGACACAGUAGGCGCAGUUCGGGCUACUUACGAUGAUUCUGACGAUGCAGCCUCAUACGGCGCAAUAUUAGGCUUCAUACAAGCUGAUCGGAUGAAAGCUCUAGACAACGCCACCGAGGCCGAAAUUCAAGAGCUGGUCGGGAAAGACUACAUGCAUUACUUCGGGCAGCAGGCUGCCGAUGUUGAGGAGUGGGCCAUCUUCCGAUGGGAUAAAGAGAAAUACUCGGGCGGUGGCCCUACUGCGCUGGCUGGAGUGGGGACCUUCCAGCGCUAUGGUACGGCUCUGAAGAAGGCUGAUGGAGGGAUUCAUUGGGCGGGAACGGAGGCUUCGGAUUAUUGGCCUGGCUAUAUGAACGGAGCGAUACGCUCUGGCGAGCGGGCGGCGGAUGAGAUUCUGAGAGGGGCUGACCUCGUGUAA